AUGGCAUCCACUAUGAGUCUUGAUAAUGUACCAGAACCGACACAAGCAGAAUUAUCUGACCUUCAACUAGCGGCGCAAAAACUUUGGGAAUUAGAUCGAAAUAGAUUAGAACCCGUUAAUCAAAUACCAACAUAUAAAGCUUUUUAUGCGUUACUUGAUAAUUACAUUCCUCAAACUGGAAUCCCCGAAGUUGUUGAUGAUACAGAAUUAAAAGAGAAUACACGAUUUUUAAAGGCAUGUUUACAAACAGGACCAUUGCUUUAUGCAUUUAAGUAUCUCCAAGCUAAAGGAGUUGUGAAAGGAAGUAUUACUGAUUUUGAAGAAGAACUUAACACAAUAUGGUUUAACAUGUAUAGAAGACAAGGACAUGAUGCAGAUUCUAGGUAA
Molecule: messenger RNA, 387 nt
Organism: Racocetra fulgida
Lineage: Eukaryota; Fungi; Glomeromycota; Glomeromycetes; Diversisporales; Gigasporaceae
Source: the annotation of a GenBank genome assembly